This is a messenger RNA of Plasmodium malariae, 3519 nucleotides long. RefSeq names its product conserved Plasmodium protein, unknown function. The coding region runs from base 1 to 3519 and encodes 1172 amino acids. The transcript has a single exon. The record is from RefSeq and is a predicted model, not a curated record. Lineage: Eukaryota; Apicomplexa; Aconoidasida; Haemosporida; Plasmodiidae.
AUGUUAAAAGGUACCUGUGACUUGGAUGAUAUCAGUGAUGAUGAUUUUGUAAGUGAGAAGCAAAUAUUUCAAGGGUCCAAUAAGACAAUCCUAAGCCUCGAAUCAAUUCAUGUUGUUAAAGGUAUUGACAAGAAUGUUAAGAAAAGAAUUGAAGAAGGAAAAGUAUAUCUAAGUGAUAUAAGUCCCGUAAAAAAUGCAGAAAUAGAAGAGGCAUUUUUGAAAAGUUUAUGUGAUAAUGCUUUGAAAAAUAAUAUUAUUAGCAAAAAAAGAUAUUACAGCAAUAAGUCAACGAAAGAGUUAAAUAUAAAAAUUGAAGAGAAUUAUAAAUGUUUUAGUUUAGAUAAUUCGAGUGCACAUAGUGCUGGAGGCCAUAGGGAGGGAAAGGGCAACAAGGAUGGCAAUGAUUACAACUAUAACAACAAUAACAACGAUGAUGGUGAUAAUAAUAGCAUAGGGAGUAUGGCGGUCAAGCGGAGUACCAGUGGUGGUAGCGAUGAGGACAUAAAGGGUAGUAAAAAAAGCCAUAAAAAAGAUGAUAAAAAAGACAAUAAAGUAGACGAUAAAGUAGACGAUAAAAGAGAUGCAAUGGAUGAUAACGUUGACCUGAAAAAUUGUAAUGGUGAAUACCAGAGUGAGUACAACAGCUCCAGGAGGAAAAGACCCUUAGCAGGGGAUGCUCAAGGUGACAGCUGCAAAGAGGAAGAAGAGGAGGAAUCACUAUCACCAUACUACAAUAAAAUUAACUCAUUUGUUAAAAGAAAUUUCUCGGCAAGUAUUUUUGAGAAAUGCUCAUUUAACGAUUUCCCAGAUUUACUAGAAAGAGAAACAAUGGAUUAUAUAAGAAAAAGAGAAAAAAAAUUGCAAAAAAAAAGAUUGAAUGCAAAUUUAGAAGCAUUGCGUUUGCAAUAUAUACCAAUAAAUAAUGAUAAAUUUAUGAAUAUUCCAAGAGAAAUUAAAGAAAAUAUUUUAGCUUUAUUUGCGUGCAUUAUAAUAAAGCAUAUUGAUUCAUUUGAUGAUAUAGAAGUUCAAAAUAAUUUAGAUGAGUUAUCAAAAAAUUUUUUAAAAAAAUUAUCUGAAUUAUUGGUAAUAGACUCAGUAGCAUAUCAAUGUAUAAUUAAACCAUUAGAACAAAGGGAAUUAAUAAGAGAUAUAACUGGAGAUAGAAAAAUAUAUCAGUUAUAUGAAAAACCGUUUGUUGAUAAUUUAUUAACUCAAAUAGAACAUCUUCAACCACUUAUUGACGUAAAAUUUAAAAAGGUUGUUGAAGAAUUAAAUAAUGAAAUGGAUUUUUGGCAGAAUGAUCAUAUAGAUGAACAACAUAAUAAUGAACAUUUAAGUGAUGACAAGGAAUACUCAGAUAGUGAUAUAUUAGAGGAUGAAGAUGAACUUGAUGAUAAUAAAAGCGAUAUUAAAAACUUAGCUUCCUUCCGUGGCAGCUUUAUUCAAAGAGAAAUUGAUGAAACAUACAGUGGUGAAGCCAUAAAUGACUACUUUGCUUUGAGUAGAGGUGGGGGAGGGGGGACUAACAACAUGAGCAGUCACACCGUACGAACCACAAGAUGCCCGGGAGAACUGCAGGGGAAGGUGCCAAACAGUAUAAGCAGUGGUAAACCUGCGCGAUAUGCGAAAGCUAGUCGAAGCAACCAAAACGAUCAAGUUGAGUCAGCUGGUCAAGUUGAGCAAGUUGAACAAGUUAGUCAAGUUAGUAGAGAACGGAGUAAAUGUGCACCGAACUCAAGCAACUGUGAUCAGCUCGCAAGUGAGGACCCAUGUAGUCUUGAUGAGGAAAAAAAGAUCACUAGCCAAAUUAGUAUCAGCGGAAAAGAUAAUACCACUGGGGCCCAAAAAUGUGGAGAAAGGGAGAGAAAGAAAGAGAGCAAGGAUGGGAGUGGAAGUAGGAGCAAGAAUGGAUACGAUAAUGGUUGUGAGAACGAUGCGAAUAAGGACGAAGGAUAUUGCGACGGUAAAUGUAUUAGUAAAGAGGAUGAUGAAGAAAAGAAUGGUGAUAAGAAUGGAAAUGCCAACAAACAUGGAAGCUUAAAUAACAACGAACAUGGCAACAAGGAAGGUUCGGGGAAGAAGGCAAAUAACAGCAAAUUGAGCUUUUAUAUUGAAAAAGACAUAUCAGAGAAAGCGGCAAUGGAUUAUGAGUGCAAAAGGGAAGGUGCAGACGACAUACAGUCGAGAAUAAAGACAAAUAUAAAAAAAUGUGAUACAUUCGAAUAUGACAACAGUAUAUAUGAUGAAAGUGAUAUUGAUAAGCACUUAAAUCAUGGAGUACCAACAAGAGGUCCAGAAGUGAAAUCUGUGUUACUAAGAGAUUUAAUUACAACAUAUAUAAUGACUGGAAAUAAUAAUGCACGAAUACAAUUAUAUUUUCAAAAAUUUGCAAAGUGUCUAAAAAUUAAUGAACUGUUAAUAUUAAGGAUAGAAGAAAACUUAGCAGCAGAUUUAAUAAAUGCAUUACAAGCAUCAACAGAUGAAACAUCUAAAAGGAGAAAAAUAAGAAGAAUGAAAAUAGCUGCAGCUGCUUUAGGUGGUGGUGCAUUAAUAGCAUUUACUGCAGGGCUAGCAGCACCAGGUAUUAUAGCUGGUUUAACAGCAUUAGGUGCAGGUGGUAGCAGUUUAACAGCAUUUUUAGCAUCAGCUAGUGGUUUGGCUUUUAUUGUUUCUUUAUUUGGUGCAGGUGGAGCAGGUUUAACAGGAUAUAAAUAUAGUAGAAGAAUAGCAAAUAUUAGAACAUUUGAAUUUAUUAUGUUAAAUGGGAAUAUUUCAAAAUCUUUAAGUGUAUGUGUAUGUGUAAGUGGAGAAAUUAAAACGGAUGAUGAUAUAACGACUCCAUGGUUAGAUGUUUUUCCAAAUUGUUAUUGUGAUUUAUAUGGAUUGAAAUGGGAAAAUCAUUUAUUAAAAACUUUAGGAUCGUUAAUUGAAACUAUGUUAUCACAAGAAUUUGCUAUAACAGCUAGUAAGAUAUGGUUACAGUAUACCAUUGCUAGCACAUUAAGUGCAGCUUUAACUUGGCCCUUAGCACUAAUUAAAUAUGCAUCAAAUCUUGACAAUGUAUAUUUAUUAAUAAGAGAAAGAGCUCAACAAGCUGGUCGUAUUUUGGCAGAUGCACUUAGCGAUAGAAAUACAGUUGGUCAAAGACCUGUUAUUUUAAUUGGUUACUCAGUUGGUGCUCGUGUAAUUUUUUAUUGUUUAAAAUAUUUAUAUUCGAAAAAAUUGUACAAUAUUGUAAGUAAUGCAAUUUUUAUUGGUUUACCUGCAACUACUAGUAGUAGGGUUUGGGAGAAAAUUAGAAUGGUUGUAACGAAUCGUGUUAUUAAUGUUUAUUCAAAGAAUGAUUGGCUGUUAGGCUUCUUAUAUAGAUACAUGGAAUGGAAGUUAAGCGUCGCCGGGCUUAUUUCGGUGAAGGUACCAAACAUAGAGAACUACGAUGCUAGUGGCAUCAUACACAGUCACUUGGACUACAAGAGAAAGCUCAAAGACAUACUUAAUUUGAUCAAUUUUGACAUGUAA